AGACUCACAUCCACAGGAUCCGGAGCUUGUAGUCGGGAAAACCCCUCGGUGGAUAAAUUCAGCAGAGAGCUAAAAGGAAGCGCAGCGCGCUAUUUAAGGCCAUACAUGCGAACGCGUUUUGGAUAAAGCUUGUUAGAGAAGGAUUUUUUUUCUCGAGUUGAAGUUUUUGUGAGGAAGAAAGACUCUUUUAUCAGGUUGUGCGUUUUCCAAUGUGUAUCCUUAAAUACAUGUAUUUGGAGACGGUCGUUUUCUAGGACAUGACGGGGACUCGGUGUCUACCCUGCAAAGCUAAAACUGCGCUGAAUGCGAGGGGAGCCCGAAGUUCAUAAAAAGGGAUUAUUUUGCAUCUGGGUUGCCUGAGACCUUCGGUGCCUCCGGAUUUUACUUUGGGAUUUGGGAUUUAUCGCUUCUCGCCGGGGAUGGAAAGCCGAGAUUUCGCUCCUCCGCACCACCUCCUGACGGAGCGGAGCGCGUUGGUUCACAGCGCCGCUUCUCGGAUGGCGUCAGGCGGCCACGGCUCGGUGCAGCACCCCGCUCACUUCCAGCCCGGGAAAUACUACUCAUCGCACCUCUCCAUGGGUCCGCAUUCAGGUGCUUCCUUCAUGGGUUCCUUCCUGGCCAGCAGUCUCGGGUCGCCGGCCUCCCACCCUCCUCACCCCUCGGGACCCGCUGCCUCCCCUUCCUCCCCCUCCUACAGGCAUGGACCCCAUUCCAGCGCUUCCCCUAUCUGGUUCCCUCAUUCACAUGAAGGAUACCCCAGCUAUUCAGGAAGUCUUGCUUCUCCUUUUCUCCCCAUGAGUCCUCUGGAUCACCAUAGCAACGGCCUCUAUGGACAGCACCGAUUCUAUGAAACUCAAAAAGAUCACUUCUACCUGAGAGGCCUUCCUCCCCAGCCCCCCCUGCUCUCCACCAGUCACAGCCUCCCCCCCCUCUCCAGACCAGGCCACCCACUUGGCUCCUGCAGCCGAGAGACGGACAACGGGGGAGGCGGAGGAGGCGGGAAGAGCACCAAGGACGUCGGCGAGAAAGGAGUAUCAUCCGUGUCGAAGGCGAAGGAGCGAUCGAGCAGCAAGGAGCGGCACCAGGAGAGCAAAGACAAACAACAUCAUCACCACCAAACGAACCCUCCGGCCGGCCACCACCACCAAGCGUACCCCCACCCUCACCCUCACCACGCUCUUCUUCCUCACCUCACAGGCAGGGAGGAGGACCACAGACACCCUCUGGAGCGACACAAGGAGUACAGUGACAGUCAGGAGAAACAUAUGAGUGCCUGUAAACUGUCCAGUGGUGGUCCGACAGCAGAGACGGGAGGAAGGGACAGAUCUCUGAGCAGCUGCAGUGGUGGAGCUGGUAGACCUCCAUCAGGCAGGCGCUGCUCCAAGGAUGGCUCUGUAAACGGGGAGAUGAGGAUCAGCGAAUCCUCAGCUUCUUCUUCCAAUGAAUGUAUGAGAAGAGGUGCAACAUCGGCCAUAUUGGCGCCUCCAAACCCUCACUCUGUGACUUCUUACUCCAUGCCUCCUCCACCCCCUCCGCCACCUCCUCCUCACGCUUUGCACAUGGGCUCCACAGGGUGGCUACACCAUGCACAUCACCACCCUCAUCCGGAGUUUUACUGUCCCCCAGCCCCUCUUACCCUCACGCCCUCCAAAGAUCCAGCAUCUGGAGGGUCCGGCAGAGACGGGAAAGCAAUCAACCCGACUUAUGUACCCUCAGCUGGGCCACUUGGAGACCUGUCCGCCUCAGACUGUCGUGGAGCAGGAGGAGGUGGAAGAAAGUCAGAUGAGAAGAGUGGAGAAGGAUCCUAUGACAGUUCCUCUCAUCAUCACAGUCGAAUGAGUUGCCAAAAGAAGGACAAAUCCCAGCCGCACCAGCAGCAGUUGGGAUAUGGAAAAGCCGACAAACCUCCCGACUGGAGCCACCAGACGCAGCACUUCAACAAACCCAACGGGCAGCCCGAGCUGACGUCCUGCAGCCUGGACACAUCCUUCAGAGACGUAGAGGUGGUGGACGACGUUUACCGGCCCUCGCUCCCACUCGAGGCCCAGGGGACGCAGCCUAGUGCCGGACAGGGGACAUCCAAGAAUAGCUCAACUCCUUCAUUUAGGGAUUGUUCCCUCUCAGGUCCUGAUGGGAGAUCGGGGUCAGCGUCUCAAAGGGAAGGACAAAAGGUGGCAAGGAUACGGCACCAGCAGCACAGCAGCCAUGGAGGAAGUACCGAAGAGAGGGGAAGAGAUGGAGGACAGACUGCAUCUUCCUGGGGGGCUCAAGGGGGUUUUCAAGAGGACCAGAGGAAAGGCUCCCAUCAUGCAUCAGGUGGUAACAGUGAAGUAAGAGGGAUCAGCUCCAGAGCUCCAAACAGUGACCAGCCUCCACCUCUAUCCCGCUCCGCAACGCACAACGCGGAGGGCGAGGGCAGUGCCAUGAAGAACCUAAUGAACUACAGCUCCCAGCAGCCUCUUCUGCUGCCACAUCGAGGCCCAUUUGGAGGCCUGGGCUGCCUCAAGCAGGGUGGAGAGAGAUCAGAGAAAGGGGACAAGGGAGGAGGAGCUAAAAGCAACACCUCCCAGCAAGACCCUCCCAAACAGUCGCUGCCUCCUCGCCGAGGCUCUGCUAACGAGGGCGAGAGGGGAGAGCGAGGGGGGAAGGAGGCGGGGGAGGCAGGUGAGGGGGAAGUGCGACAGCCUCCGGUGGGUAUUGCGGUCGCGGUAGCCAGGCCCCCCCAUCGUUCCCCAGACAACACCCCCGGACACAGCAGACAGGGCAGGGUGCUGCCCAGCAUGAAAGCAGUAUCACGCCCCAUGUAUCCUCUGGGUCGGGAGGCAGAGGAGAGGAAGAGGAUGACAGAGGAGCAGAUCAACCUUCAUCAUCUGGACAGAGAAAUGAUCAUGAGGGAAAACAAGGAGCGCGUGGAGUUCGCCCGGAUACACCCUUCCAGUAGUUGCCACGGUGACCUGACCUCUCACCUCCUGGUUCCCGGGGGGGCGAGCAGGUUGGGGUCGGACCCGGCCGCUCACGCUCAUCCGGCCCACCACCACUGGAUGCAACGCACAGGAAGUCCCUCCCUCUGGAUGGGACACUCCUACGGUCUGAGUCACGUGGCGAUGAGCCCCGGCUUCCCAGCGGGUCUGCAGCCCGUCAUGGGGUCGCUCACCCAAGACCCCAACUCCCAGCUGGUGGUCCUCCCGACCGAGCCCGGGCCUCAUCAUCACCUCGAUGUGUUGGAGCAGUCAGGUCUGUGGCCCCCUGUGUACGGAGGCAGAGGCCCUCCCUCUCACCUGCAGCACCACCAAGUCUACUCCCGCUCCUCAUUCCUCCGUCAGCAGGAGCUCUACGCCCUGCAGCAUCAGCACCAGCAGCAGCAGAGAGCCAUGGAGCACAUGCAGCGACACUCAAUAGCACAGAGAAAACACGAGGAGCAUGCUAUCACAAUAGAGGAAUCUCCCCAUGAAUCGUCUGUAUCCAGAACUCCUUCCUCUUCGUCCAGCGCCUCCUCUCAUGUGGCCAAACCCUUCUCCCACACCCCCCCUCCACCCAAGACCCCCACCCCCUCCCCGGGGAUGUGUCCCAGCAACCGUCAGUCUCCGUGCUACCACUCCCCGUCCCGGCGCUCUCACCCUCCGAACCCCCUGACUCCCGCACCGAGCCCUGCAGCGGCGGCGCCUCGCUCCCCAGCCCUAAGCCCCGCCCCCUCACACCUCUCUAAGGGGCUGGAGAGGGGCAGUGACCGAGGGGAGGGACAGCCACCGCAGGACUACCCACAAUCCCUAGAGCCAGACCUACCACCUGUUUACACCUACCCUCCGAUCACCAUGGGUUACAAGGCCGGACUCUCGCCUCCGGAAGCUCGAUUGGCCCAACAAGCCACGGUGGAGGCGGAGCCAGCAGAGCCCGAGUCCAAGCCCCGCCCACAUCCGUUCCACAUCACCGUAGAAGAGGAGAGGGGGGAAGAAGAAGAAGAAGAUAGAGACUGCGAAGUUGUGGAAUCCCGGAGUACAGUUGUGAUCGAGGAGAAGGAAGAGAGCAGGGUGGAAGUGAAAGGAUUCUCCGAGCCCAAGAGCGAGAUUUCUGGAUUGCCGCCAUGCCCUUCCCCAGCUCUGAUCCAAGACUCAGCUUGCCCCGCCACGGGCAAAACCCUAAAAGUAGAGCUCUCUCUGGGCUGCCCGGGCCAGAAGGCCGGCCUGGAGGAGCCCCAAAUAUCCAAAGAGAAGGAGGAUGAUAAUAAACAUGGAAUAGAGGACAUGGAGGGAGAAAAACUGGGGCCUGAACCAACAGAAUGUACUGUGUUUGUAGAGGAGAAGGUGGAGGACAAAGAAGGAGAGAAUGUAGAGGUGGUGGAGGAUGAGGAGGAGGAGAAGGAGAAGGAGAUUCCAGGCGAAAACUCAGUGGAAGUAAGGUGUGUUUCUCCUGGUCCUCCCCCCUCCUCUGACACCCUCCUCCCCCCCACCCCGGGCACAGCAGCUCAGACACAAGGCGCCUACAUGUGGAGCCUGGAGCUCCUGAUCGCUGCCACUCUUUGCGCCUCCAGAGAUGCCUUGUACCCUCCUGCUCCUGCUGUCAGGGCCCCCAGCCCCCCCCCACACCACGGCAUGGAGAUACUGGGAGAACUGGCCGAGCUGGAGAUCCAACAGAGGAGCAGACAGAAAGACGCUGAGGGUGAGGACAUGCUGACCUUCGACCUCCACAGUCUGGCGUCGCUGGCGGCCGCCCGGGCCCUGGAGGUGGGGGGAGGGGCUGUAAACGUGGGGGCGGACCGGCAGUGUCCAAUCAGGAAGAGGCUUGACCUGCGCAGAAAGUGCAGCUGGACGCCUCGCCACGAGCCGGUGUGCCCAGUGAAGGGCUCCAUGGAGACGAUGGGAGGGGAGGAGCUGUCCAUGCGUGUCCAGCUGGCUGAGCUACAGCGCCGCUACAAAGAGAAACAGAGAGAACUGGCCAAGCUACAGAGGAAACACGACCACCAGAAAGAGGAGACGUCUCGUAGUCCUGCCCGCCGGGGGCCCGGUCGCCCCCGCAAGCGAAAGUCGGCCCCCGGCCCAGCUGCUUCGGAGAGCUCCAAAAGACUCAGGUUGGAUUUAUUGGAGGAAAAAGCCAGUAAGAAAAUGUCCAAUCACGUCUUCUCCAGCCACAGCUCUGCACAGAUGAAAGCCCGCUGUAUGCAUCGAGGUCGGCCCGGCGCCCUGAGCUCCAGGCUCGCCCGACGGGUGACCCAGCUGAAGCAGAAGGCCCAGCGUGGUGCAUCGUCUUCAGGCAUGCUGCACUGCAGAGGGCCCCCCGGGGAGGAGGACGCCUCCAUGAGUCACUGCAGACAAGGAAUCAAGGACCUGCAGCACGACUGGGCAGCUGGUCAGACUUCGAAGAGGAAGAGGGGUCGAAAGCCCAAAGUGAUGAUGGCCGUCAACACCAACAGAACUCACCACAAGGACGACCGGACCUCCGACAAAAAGCAGGAAGUCAGGGAAGAGAAGAGUGACAGCGAGAGCUCAGAGCACGAGGAGGAAGAGGAGGACGGCAGCUACGACAGCGAAGACGGAGCCGGUGACAUCCAGAUUAGCUCAUCCUCUAAAGAAGCUCCUGCAAACCCUGCCGGGAUUCUGCCUUUUUUAUCGCAGUCCUCCAAGCUCCAAGCAAACCAGAGAGCUGGGAGUAAGAGACCAGGGCUCCCCGGCAUGGAGAGCUUCACCAGUGCAGAUCAGAGGAGAGCUCCCAGAAGGCCGAGCCUCUCCUCCUCAGAAAGAGGACAUCCAGACCACCAGGGGACUAAAAGAGCGUCUCUGCCCAGCUGGGGUGCUUCGUCAGUGGGCUGCAGCUUUGGGGACGGCCGGGGGAACCAUGGAGCUCUGACUGAAGCCAACAGGAGCAGCAAGGAGGCCGCGAGGAGGAACUCAUCGGGAAUCCUGGGAAAGGCUAAGGGCCACGCAGUGAGCCGGCUCCUGCAGAGCUUUGCAGCCGACGAGGGCUUCCGAUUGGAUGAGGAGAGCAGCUUCUCUGAGGAGGAGGAGGAGGAGGAGGAGGAGGAGGAGGAGGAGGAGGAGGAAGAGGAAGAGGAGGAGGAGGAGGAAGAGGAAGAGGAAGAAGAAGAAGAAGAAGAAGGAGAAGGAGAAGAAGAAGAAGAAGAAGAAGAGGAGGAAGAGGAGGAAGAGGAGGAGGAGGACAUACAGUUGAUCCACCUCCCUCCCAACAUGCCUUGCAGAAUACCCGCGCUGCCAAACUGUGUGCUGAGUAAAGAGAUGUUGGUGGACGGCCUGAAGAUCCUCAUCUCCAAGGAGGACGAGCUGCUGUACGCCGCCUGCGUCCAAACUCUGGACCUGCCCGACAUAUUCAGUGUUGUCAUCGAAGGAGAACGAGGGAAUCGCCCACGGAUCUACUCGCUGGAGCAGCUACUACAGGAAGCUGUGUUGGACGUGAGGCCCCAGAGCGAGACCAUCCUCACUGCAGGGACACGAGUGUGUACGUACUGGAGUGAGCGCUCUCGUUGUCUUUACCCCGGAUACAUCCAUCGAGGGAGUCCAGGUGAGGAGGAGAAGGAAGGCAGCGUGAUGGUGGAGUUUGAUGAUGGAGACAGAGGAAGGAUCUCCCUCACAAACAUCAGGCUCCUGCCACCAGGAUACCAAAUCUGCUGUGUUGAACCCUCUCCAGCUCUUCUGAUCUCCCCUGGUUGCCGCGGACGAAGAAGCUCCACCCAGGAGAGGAAAGACACGCCCACAGAGAAACCGGCCAAUGAUGAGACAGCAGGAAGGCCCCAGGAGAAACGACCAGUUGGCAGACCGAAGAAAGUCCACUCUGUGCCAAAGACAUCGAACACGGAUACCGUAACCAAAGGCAACACUUCCUUGUUGAACUGGUCUGCGCCCAAGAAGCGACCUCCGGUUGACUUCUUCCUCUUCAACGGGACGUCCCGUAAGACCCAGAGGAGGAGAGAGCGAGACCUUGGGAUGUUUCACCGGCCCUCCCACCUCCUCGCUCCGCCGACGCCAUUUAAAGGCAUCUUCGGCUCCCCUUUUGCAGGAGACUCCUUCAGCAGCAUCGCCAACAGCUACUCCACCUCCAGGAGCUCUGGAUCGGGGCGACCUGGCUCUUCUGGACCCUCCAUGGGGGUCUCGUCCUCUGCCUGCUCCCCAUCAGUAAACAUGGCGUCUAACAACAGGCAUCCGGCGAGCGAACGCGACAGAAAGCAGUUCCUGGUGAAGCUCGAUCACGAAGGAGUAACCUCGCCCAAAACAAAGAAUGGAAAGGCGCUACAAAGACUUGGAGGGAAAGGGGAUACAAGUCCGGCCUCUGCAGGAGUGCCGCUGCGAUACAUCCACCCUGCCAUGGUGGUGAAAGAUGGGAAGAAGUCAGGAGGAGAGAAAGAUAUCACCGGGGUCCGAUCUGAGGGGGUUUCAAAGGGAUCUCCACCUCUGAGGAAGGAUCUCCUGGCUGCAGGUCUCGGAGUCCAAGAAGGGGAUUUGGACUACCAGAGCGACUGCCCCAGCUCUUACUCUGAGCUUGAUGAGGAAGACGAGGAUGAAGGUCAGGAUGCUGAAGCUCCACGGAGAAGUACAGGGGACGCAUCCCAACGUGGAAGCCGAUUUCUCUCCCGUCUCUCCGCCUGCUUCUCCUCGUCAUCCUCCUCUUCUUCCUCCUCCGGCUCCAUCUCCUCAUCGUCCCUGUGCUCGUCAGAAAACGACUCCUCUUACUCAUCGGAUGAAGAGUCGUCCGCCGUGCUGCUGCGACGCGCCUUACUCCAGCAGGACAAACACAAACACAGACAAAACGUGACCUCUGACCUCCUGAACCCUGACUCCGCCCCCUCCAGCUCCUCACCUCCAGCUCCCUAUAGGGCCAAAGGUAGCAUCUCGGGGUCAAAGGUGAGGAGUGAAAACAGGAAGGAGUUGAUGUCAAAAGGAGGUCUGGUGGCUAACAGUAGCACGGCUAAGGCCCAGCUGAAGAGGAAGGACAGAGGGUCCAGCAGCCACCAUCAGAGGCAGAGCAGCCCAGGGAGCCAGCUGCAGAAAUCUUCCUCCAAGGACCCGGCCAAGCGGCAGCGCAUGUCUUCACCUGAGCCUCUGCCCAGCCUGGCACCUCUUCUGCCUGGACGCCAGCUCUGGAAAUGGUCCGGAAACCCCACACAGAGGAGAGGUCUGAAGGGUAAAGCCCGCAAGCUUUUCUACAAGGCCAUCGUGAGGGGCAAGGAGACGGUGCGUGUCGGGGACUGCGCGGUGUUUCUGUCACCCGGCCGGCCCCAGCUGCCCUACGUGGGCCGGGUGGAGAGCCUCUGGGAGUCCUGGAGCUCCAGCAUGGUGGUCAGGGUCAAGUGGUUCUACCACCCGGAGGAGACCCGUCUGGGGAAGCGACACCGUGAUGGCAAGAAUGCAUUGUAUCAGUCGAGCCACGAGGAUGAGAACGAUGUUCAGACCAUCUCCCAUCGCUGCCAGGUGGUCAGCAGGGUGGAGUACGAUCACCUGACGCGUGACCGUAAGCCCGGCAGCGCGGCCAACGACUUCUUCUACCUGGCGGGGUCCUACGAACCCACCACGGGUCAGCUGAUCAGCGCGGACGGCAUGGCCAUCGUGUCCUAGCACCUCCAGCUAGAGAGAAAUCCAAAAAUGUCUAACCUACAUUCUGGAUCCUGCUUCCAGACCGGAGCUAGGGACGGAGGCAAACCAAGACAAAGAGUUCUGACUCUGCGUGUUGAUCUGUCCCUCGGAGAGAAGGAGCUGGCCACACUGGAUAAAGCCUGACAGUACUGGCACUAAGAGGUUUUGUUCUGGGGAAAAGUCUGAUCCGUGACAGGUUCAACCUCUUUAUCAGAUGUGGACCGAGGCUCCUUGUUGUCGGCAGCCUUCCCUGUGGCUGAAAUAACAGAGGAUAUCGUCGACAAGGAAACUAAAGAACCAAGGACAUGAGCACUUUGGAGUUACAGUCGCUUGGAUAUACUACGGCGGGAGUCUAAAACAAAGACUGACUCGGAGACUUACUGUAAACCGCACUGGUUUGGAGGGUUUUUAAUGGUCUUAUACUGGUAGUUUGACAAUUGGGAGAUCCCCAACAGGACCAAAAAAACACUGUAGUUCGGACUUUGUGUGUGAGAGUGUGAAUGUGUGUUUGCAGAGUGACUGCGAUGACCCUGUUUGGCAUUUAAUGAGCUCUAAGUAAAUAGUGCUUUAGCGGUGAGUGUGUUUGUACUGAAUAUGUGGCACGUGUUCAUCCGCGCUCAUCAGGCAGGGAUGACGUCUCGGCAGUUUAUCUGGAACUCUCUGAAUAUGAAUCUGUCCCGUACUAAACGUGCAGUCCUCAGAAAACCGGAAUUUCUUCUCCUGUCAAGCCAUACACGUCAAUACCUCUCUCUCUCAUACCCACCUAUUGCGGGUGCAGAGACACAUGUACAGGUAGUUGGAUUGUUUAUUUGAGAUGUGUGUGUGCAUGGGCGCUUGUGUGUGCGUGCUUUGUACAGCAUCAUGUAUAAUAUGACAUGUUGUAAAUAGUAUACAUAUAUAUUUGUUGUUUUCUUUUGCAGAGAUUAUUUUAUUUACGUUUUUUGAGGGUGUGUGUGGGUGGGAUCGGGGGGCUUUUGACAGAGGGAGGGUUAGUGUCCUUCUCUCUCAAUGCACUGAACAGGAUUGGAGAUUCGGGGUCAAACUGUACAACUGAUGUGAAGACUUUAAAUAUGUAGAAAGGGUGUUUGGGAAAUGUUUUUCUAAGGAAAUCAGAAAAAGGCUCUUUUUGUCUAAAUUCAUUUUUCUCUCCUUAUUUCACUCCAUUGGGUUUAAAAUGUGCUUUUUUAAUACAAAUACUGGAAAAGAAACCGAGUUUCUGCUGUCCUCUGAUCCUAUAAGAAUCUCCUUUAUCUAUUUCCUGUAUUCCUAUAUCAAAUGUAGAUAUUUAUCUGGCAUCAAAAAAAGAAACAUACCAAAGCACCUGUGAGUUUCAUCGCAUUAAAAACAAUUUAUAUGAAAAAAGACAUUUAAAAAGAAAAA
This is a messenger RNA of Gymnodraco acuticeps, 9956 nucleotides long. RefSeq names its product BAH domain and coiled-coil containing 1b (gene bahcc1b). The transcript is spliced from 28 exons. Bases 420 to 8558 code for a protein of 2712 amino acids. NCBI's taxonomy places the organism in Eukaryota, Metazoa, Chordata, Actinopteri, Perciformes, Bathydraconidae. Gene Ontology annotation, molecular function: chromatin binding. The record is from RefSeq and is a predicted model, not a curated record.